AUGUCCUGGUUGAACCGACAUCCAAAACUGCGAAGCGAGGAUUGGGACCUCUUAGAUUUCGAGCCCCAUCCAAACGAAGCCUUUACUAUCUCGCUAAAUGAACCGUCAUGCCAAUCAGAAGACAGUAACAACCCCGGUAACGACUCUACUGUCACGAAGCAAACAAGCCGCAAACAUCUUGAUGGGGAAUCGGACCUUGAGCAAUGGCUGAAACAGAUCUCCGAUAGUACACCAGGGCAAAGUGCCUCGGUCGAUGAGACAAACAACAACUACUCAACCAUCAAUCUUAUCUUGGCGUCACAAAUGUCAUCACUUGAUGAACUUCCGUUUACGCAAAAUGCGUUCUCGGAAAUCAUGAGCCAAAUGGAUAUCCAUGGAUCGAUUGUUCGUGCUAUCAAUCGAAACACGCAGUGCAUCUUCUCAGCGCUUCCUUUCAACUGGACCUGUGGUGACUCAACUAUCCCAUCAAUCGUAUACAAUUGUCGCACAGCUGGCUCUUGGGAAGGUGACAUGGCACUAUCCGUCACUUUCUUCCCCGAAACCUUGACGACCGAUGCCGUCUGGUACGGCUGUGAUAUGAAAGAGCAUCGGUCAUAUGGUCACAAUCUUACCAAUGCCGAUAUCAUCACUAGCCGAUUGACGAACUUUGACGGUGACUGCUUUCAUCCAUUGAUCCUCCCAACCAUGUUUGCAGAGUUCGAAAGAGAGAGACAUGUUGGAUUGGUGCGGAAGUACAUGACUCAGUCGGUUCAGAGAAUCAAUGAUCUUGCAUAUCCCAACCUGCAUGCAAAUGAAAGAAGUGAGACAGAUUCGUCACGGCUGUCGGAGAAGAGGAGCGACGGUGAUUACGACUUGCCUAAGAAGCUCAAGACCGUACUGUCUCAUCUUCGCCCGGUCUCACGAACAGAAGCAUCUACGUCCACAGAAAAGACCUUAGCUAGCCAGAAUACUAGAUACACACAGCCAUGGAUGGAAGAAAAAGAUGCUCCAGAGCCGGCUGUCAUACUGUGGCAGAAUACCAGCUUUCUCAGCAACGGCCUACUCAACUGGCAAACCCAACUGAGGAAAAUGCUCCAGCAAGUCCAAGACCUGGAGGAUACACACUUCGGGAUUUCCACAGCUGAAAACAGCCCAAAGGUAGAAUGCAAAUUGGCCAGACUUUGCACCGUUGGGACCCGGAUCAAGACAAGGAUACAAGAUCUCAUUGAUGAGUACGAUGAGCAUAUCCGACAGUGCAAUCACAUCAACGAAGGACUAAGGCUAGCUACACAACUCGAACUCAACGACAUUGGCCACAAGGAUGCCAGAACAAAUCAAGAGAUAGCUCGUGUCAAUCUAAAGGUAGCCCAAAUGACCCGUCUCGACAGUAGCUUGAUGAGGUCGAUCGCCACACUAGGAAUGAUAUUCCUUCCAGCCACGUUUGUAUCUACCUUCUUCUCCAUGGACUUUUUCAGGUGGUCGGGAGAAGAUGGAAAGAGUCAAGAGCUGAUUUCCUCUUAUUUUUGGGUUUACAUCGUUGUUGCAAUUGGACUUACCGUGUUGACAAUGUCGAUUUUCUAUUCUUGUGUGUUGCGGGCUCCUUCGGUUGAAGUUGAUGAAGAGUCUACAUGUAGCCUGGAGAACAUUCCAAAGUAG
Molecule: messenger RNA, 1635 nt
Organism: Fusarium poae
Lineage: Eukaryota; Fungi; Ascomycota; Sordariomycetes; Hypocreales; Nectriaceae
Exons: 5
Coding region: 1-1635 (544 amino acids)
Source: RefSeq, a predicted model, not a curated record